GAAGGAAGGGCGCACACAUCGGCAGCGCACUGACAUCCACACACAGAGAGAGACUGACUGACAUAUAACGGAACCCUCCUCUUUACGUAGGAAGAUAAUGGGGCUGAAAUAAUCGGACUAAUUUUACCUCAUGGACCAAACCCUGUGACUGCCUUCUUGGAUUUCUUUGAACUUUACGCGCAGCCACUCAAGAGAGAAAAUGUGGAGAUACACGAACUUGUUCGCCUGUCUGCUGGUUUUGUUCCAGGAUGUGUCUUCACAGAGCAAGAUCUUUGGGGAGACCGAGCCGGUCCGGAUGACCUCAGAGGGCUCAGACUGCCGCUGUAAGUGCAUCAUGCGUCCUCUGAGUAAGGAUGCCUGCCUGCGCCUGCGGAGCGGCAGUGUACGCGUUGAGGAUUUCUACACAGUGGAGACGGUCAGUUCUGGAUCUGACUGUAAGUGCUCGUGCACGGCACCGCCGUCCUCUCUCAACCCGUGUGAGAAUGAGUGGAAGAUGGAGAAGCUGAAGAAGCAGGCUCCAGAGUUACUGAAGCUCCAAUCUAUGGUGGACCUCCUGGAGGGAACACUUUACAGCAUGGAUCUAAUGAAGGUCCACUCCUACAUCAACAAGGUGGUGUCUCAGAUGAACACGCUGGAGGAGACAAUUAAGACCAACCUCACACGGGAGAACGAAUUUGUCCGGGACAGCAUGAUGAGCCUGACCAACCAGUUUAAGAGAUACGAGAACUACUCCAACGUCAUGAUGAGCAUCAAGAAGGAGAUCUCCAGCCUCAGCCUGCAGCUGCUGCAGAAAGACUCAGCCGAGAGCAAAGCUCAGGACACUAAUGAUGAGAAAACCAAGGAGGCUGUAAAAAUACCCAACAAAAAGAACCCUGCAGCCAAACCCCCACCCAAGCCGCCCAAAGAAAAGACCGUAAAGCCCAAGAAAGAGGCCGUUAAACCUGGGAAACCAAUCAAGCCUGACCCUACGGCCAAAGCCAAGGUGGUUGGCCACCAGCCUGGCGUAGUGAGGGGCAUCACGUACUACAAGGCGGCGAAGACCGAUGAAGACGAGCACAGAGGAGACCAGCCUGCAAAAACGUACACUCUCCAUCACGUCACAGAGAAGCAGGCGGAGGAUGGAGGAGCUGAAAUGGUCCUGGAGGCCCUGGAUGCCACUGUGGCUGAGCCUGUCAUCACCACUGAAGUUCCCCCCACCACCACGACCACCACUACCACCACCACAACCACCACCACCACUGCUCCUGCAACUAUCACCACACAAAGCACAGCGGCACCCGAGAGACCGGCUCCAACCAUCGUGCUGAUGCUCGACAACUCCAACAACAACAGUCGGCCGUCUCUGCACAGAGCAGGGAAGAUCCUUAACUGUGAGGGGACCCUGGCAUCCAUCGAGCAGCCAGAGAAGCAGCACAGUUAUGGACGCAACGAAGGAGCCUGGAUGAAGGAUCCUUUGGCCAAAGACUCCAAGAUCUACGUCACCAACUACUACUACGGCAACAACUUAGUGGAGUUCCGAAACCUCGAUAACUUCAAGCAAGGCCGAUGGAGCAACCUCUUCAAACUGCCCUACAACUGGAUCGGCACAGGACAUGUGGUUUAUAACGGAGCCUUCUACUACAACAGAGCCUUCACCAAGAACAUCAUCAAGUAUGAUCUGAGGAUGCGAUACGUGGCCGCCUGGACUCUGCUGCAUGACGUCGUUUACGAGGAUACCACCCCCUGGAAAUGGCGUGGUCACUCAGACAUUGACUUUGCGGUGGAUGAAAGCGGCCUGUGGGUAAUCUACCCCUCUGUCGACUAUGAUUACAACCAGCAAGAGGUGAUAGUCAUCAGUAAACUGGACCCUGGAGACCUGUCCCUGAAAAAGGACACAACCUGGAGGACAGGUCUCAAGAGGAACUCCUACGGGAACUGCUUCAUCAUCUGUGGUGUCUUGUACGCUGUUGAUGUGUACAACCAAAAGGAGGGUGAGGUGAACUAUGCUUACGACACCCACACCAACACUGAAGCCAUCCCACGCCUGCCCUUCACCAAUGAGUACUCCUUCACCACCCAGAUUGACUACAAUCCCAAGGAGAAGGUUUUGUACGCCUGGGACAAUGGCCAUCAGCUCACCUAUCAGGUGAACUUUCUUGAACAGUGAGGUUCAGACAAUCUUAAGCUAAGCUCACAGUACAGUAGGUCUGCCAGUAUGGCACCUCAAUCAAAAGAAGAUACUCAGACUACAGCAGCCAUAUUGGACUCACCAGGACAAAGGAUGGACCUACACCAGCCUUCUGUUACCAAUGCAUGCUAUUUAAACAACUGACCUCACACGGAAUCAACUACACAUAACUUUAUUUGUCUUUGGGGAUAUGACUGUACAAUUUGUCUAUAAAAUGAUGGCAGACAGUGAAAACAAUGUCAAAGGUUGAGUUAAAGCUAUGGGGGGAAAUCUAAAAGCAUGCCAUGUAAAUUCUAAUGACAUCACUCCCAAUUUAAUAUUAAGCCAUUAAGUACAGCAGUGCUUUGAAUUGCAUUUUUGCAUAUCACUAUCUUACAUGCAUUACACAUCACUUUAAUUGGGCCUGUUUGUGGUCCUGUGCAACCAUGCAUUUAGACGAGGAAACUCAAAGUUAAUAAAUAUUCAAUCCAGAGCCUGAAACCUGCAUCAGCAAAGUGCAAAGUCCUUCAACAUGGAAGGUUAACGUUUGCACUAAAAUAGAAGAAAAAUAGGAAACUGUGCAGAGUUUAAAUCAGGCUCAGUGCAGCUGUGUCUGCUCCUUGCAUGUGUGAGUGUACGGCUGCAGCCCCGAGACCUCUUGCCCCCCACCAACUGUUGAGAUAAGAGGAACCAAAUGGCACUCAAAACACUUUUUCCUUGUGCUGUUAAAUAAAUUCACUCCCUGUGCAGAUUAUCAGUGAAAUAAAAAGCAGAAAUAAUCGAGUGUGCACGAGUGUGAACAUGCAAAAUGUAGAUCCACUAAAAAUAGGCUAUUUCUGCAUUUAUUCAACAGACAACAAUCAGUAGCAAAGCUGUUAAAGCUGCAGAUGUAGUCCUUCAAAACAUCAUUAUUUGUUGAACAAAGCAUGCAAUGAAGGGGCAGCCAUGUAAAUAUGCAUUUGAUCAAUUGAUUUAAAGGAAUAUUUCAUAUUUUUAAGUUGGGUUAUGUUAGGUACUUGUAGAGGCAUUAGCCUCCAAAGAUUUCAGCAUGAUGAGCUUGAUGAAGCUAAGAUACACAGCCCAUCAGAUGGGUGCAGUUUCUGUGUGUAAUUUAGUGAGUUGUUGGAAAAAAUGGGCAAAAAAAAGAAUGUUGGUUUAAUUUUACACUGUAUCAAAAAUUUUGAAAAGGAUGUAAGUUUUUGCCCCAAGAGCCUCUGUGUUUGGCACUAUUUUGCAGUGCGAGCUUUGGCUACCAGCUAUGUGCUCUUCUACCUCAGUGCAUCUAAUUAGCUGUGUGGGUCUGCAGCCUUCAUAGGAGACACAACAAACAACUAAGCUAAAAAAAAAAAAAACACUAAAAAUGAGUGAUUUUGACUCAACUGGUGGUGACUGUGGAUAUGAUGGGAUAUUUUUUUGACCAGGGAAAGUAAUGCCAAACACGGAGGCUUUCUGGGUAGAAAAAUAAAAUGUUAAAAAAGAAUUUGAUGUAGCGUGCAAUUCAGCCAACAUUGUUUUAAUGUUGGAAGUCCGUACGUCCAAUGUUAGGCUUAGGCAUUAAAACCCGAGUGGUUAGGUUCAGGGUAAGGCAGUGGGGAAGGUGAUAUAUUUGAGGUCCAGCACCAAGGGCUAGGCUUAGGCGCGAAAAAGACUGACAAACACUGGCAGCUGAGUCCAACACGAAGAAGAAACUUGUGCUUGGGACUUCCUGCAUGGAUUGGAUGUAUAGCGACGCCCAUGUCGGCCAUCUUGACUGCAGUUGGGUCCCUCUCAUUAAUGCUGCAAAAUACCCAAGAAGCCUUCUGGGAUCCCUGUUUCUAUGGUAACAUGGUCGGCAAAUUAGCACACAGAUUUUUAGCAGGUAAAUUGUUUAAAAUGUAGAAGGAUUGUUGAUCUCUGCCAGAGCAAUUUGAAGCAUGCAUUUUGAAGAUUUUAGUAGUUGACUAUCUGAAAAAAUACUCAAAUCGAACAAGAAACGAAACGAUUCUUGUUCCUCUGAUGCUACAGUUUGUGUUGGAGGGUGCAAUGAUAGUUUCACAUGUUAUUUAUGUUAGAUUUUUGAUUGUUUGUUGUCUGUAAAUGAAGAUUUUUGCAAACGAUUUCAUUGCAUUCCUUUCCUCUGAUCACAAGAAUGAUAUUAUCUGAUGAUCCAGAGAAAUUUGUCACAGUUCAUGUUUAAAAGCGUAUUUAUUUACUCCUUAGCUACCAUCAGAUCAAAGCUAGCGUAGCAUUCAGACAUUUGCUCGCAUGAAUUCGAUCAUCACAGGAUAGAAAAGGCUUAAAGUAAAAGAUAUUUACAUUAAUUUUACAUUUUAACCCAAAGGUAGAUCUAAUGUUGAAUUGUAUCAUUGAUAUAGUUUAGAGCCCAGAUUACAGCCAAAAGGUCGGCCAAUGAAUCUGUCUGUUUCUGUCUGCACUCAUACAUGAACUCAAGUCAGUGUUGGAGUUAAGACCACCGUCCUGUAGGAAUGGGCAGUUUUUAGUUCAUUGCAUUCACAGUGAGUAGAGCGUGGGCCUCUGCCUGCGUUUCAUUUAAUCCUUUAUCAAAAUGCUGUGGGUCUAAAAAUAAAAAUGUUUAUAAGGCAUGGUUUCCAGGAGCGUUAAAUUGAUUUAUAGUUGAAGAAUUAUUCUUUCACAUGAACAAUAACUGAGCUACAUCAGAGGAGCAGAUAAAGUUCCCCUCUCUCUCCUCUUGUCUAUGGCUCAUUCGUGCCCUUUUUUCCUUUGUCUUCCCUGAUUCAGUGUGACAAAUGUUAAUCAAAUAUAAUUCUGUAUCAGAAAAUUUAAAACCUUUUAAACAGAUGAAAACUUGCCUGCAUCGUUAUUUAUUUCUGUGUUUUGCUCGAUUGGCGAGCUCCGUCCAGCUGCAGUUUCACUUCACAGGAAGUUUAUGAAAAGUUACAGACUACUACUCUCUCUACAUUUCACAUCAAAAUGAAUAAAGAAAAGUUUAACCUUAUUAAAAACCUUCCAUGGUUGUUAAUAUGUCUGGUUGCUGCUGCUGGACAUAGGAUUAUUAAUAAACUUCAUCAUUUCCAUUUUUGACCCUUAACUCCUGAGUUUCUGGACUCGUUUUAACCGUAAAAGACCCACAAAGUGUCUUCUAAUAUAUGGCAGUUAUUUACAUUUUACUGCACGUUAAGAGUGUUUUAACAGUUGGAAAUUAAAAUAUACAUAAAAGGGGGGGACUUUAUGCUUCAACUAAUGGUGCCAUCAUGUUCAGAAAAUAUGUUUUGGACUAAGAACACAAUGAAAAGUGUCAUGUAAAAGGACAUUUUACAGCUUUAUUUUCUCUGAGAGACCCCCAAACAGAUGGCAUCAUAGAUACCAGCUUAAUUCAAUAUUCAAGACUUUGUGGUAAACCUCCAUCAGCUGUUAAAAUCUGUUCACAGUUUAUGAUGAGAGUCAAAAAUAUAACUGAGCAUGUUGUCCUUUUAGUGACAAACUGCCUAAAUAUGGUGUUAAACAUCAAAAUGUUACCAAAACCUGCUCUAUUUUAAGUUAAGAAUGUUCUGGAAGUUAUUGCCCAGGAGGAGAAAGUGCAUCAUUUUUACUUUCAGCCAUGCUCUGCCAUCCGGUUUCAAUUAGAAUAAGAAAAGACGAGAAAACUAGCCAGGAUAUAUAUGAUUAGGCUUUUAAAGUUCAGGCUCCAUCCUUUUUACUUUUGCUAUUGAAAUAGACAGUUUGUGAUAUUUGGCCACGCCCCCUUCGUUUAACUCAACCAGUGAGGUUCUUUCCUGCCUGCAGAGUGAUUCUCCUGUCGAGAAAUAUCUGUAAACUGAAGUAUCAGCUUUUGUUUCCUUGCUCAUCUAAACUCCAUCCUGUCACCAAGCACUUUGAUCAUGAAUCUGCCUUCAUUCAUAUUCCGGCCUCAUGCCUGCCUGUCUCUGUAUCAUUGAUGUUUUUGGAGUGAUUCAUUAAGGGAUGUAAAAUUAAAUCCAAAAUAACAAUGAACACAUGUUUCUAAGUUCAAUAUUUUAUAUUUACCAGAGUUCAUCAACCAUAUCAUACUCUUUUUUUCUACUUUCCAUGCCUCCUGUAAAGUUUCUUUGUUGUUGUAUAAAGUAUGCAGCUUUUUUUUUUAUUGUUAAUAACAUUUACAUAACCACUAUGUUUGUUGUAAUUCUUCAGUAUUUGAACUCUUUAUCUUCUACACCAGGGAAGGUUGUUUUAACACUAAAAGGUGCCUUGUUCCAUUAGUGAUGAUUGUUAUAAAUAAUAAUGUCUGUAUUUUGACACUUACUGAGUGUUUUUUUUUUUUUUUUUUAAUUAGGGCCUUAACCAAGACCAAGUCAGGACCAAGACUCAGACAGAUUAAAGCCAAGGUCAGAUUACACGAUCUUUAUAUCCGCUCAAAUGGUCACUGUGACAGAUUAGGAGAUCAUAUACGACCUGUAUUUCUGCUGCGGCUCCACACAGUAAUACCCAACCAAUCAUUACGAUGAUACUGGAAGGAAGCAGGAGUGGGGUAGAUGGAGACCUUAAAGAAGAGUGUAUACCACAGGUGUCAAACUCAAGGCCCAGGGUCCAAAUCCAGCCCAUGGAACGAUUUUAUCCAGCCCGCAAGAUCAUAUCAUGUUUGUAUUAUUACUGACCCACCAGUAUGAGGUCUGCAGAGU
This is a messenger RNA of Cheilinus undulatus (humphead wrasse), 6762 nucleotides long. RefSeq names its product olfactomedin-like 2A (gene olfml2a). Bases 200 to 2146 code for a protein of 648 amino acids. The transcript is spliced from 8 exons. Gene Ontology annotation, biological process: signal transduction. NCBI's taxonomy places the organism in Eukaryota, Metazoa, Chordata, Actinopteri, Labriformes, Labridae. The record is from RefSeq and is a predicted model, not a curated record.